ACCAGCCCUUGAACACAACAGCAGCACGACCCGUCAUUCCAAACGAUGUGGAUGAAUGUCUUGACCUACAUAGCGGUCCAUCAUAACUUGUAACCUAGAACGUUUCAGUAAAACUGAAAGCGUGGAGGGCAACAAGACUGAUCAGUGGAAAAUAACUGCCCAGGCGUUGGCUUGAUGAUAUCAACAAGGUGAUAAGCAAGUGGUGUAACGACUGAGUAAAGAAUUCAAGAAUUUAAGCUAACAGGCUAGCUAGCAAAGAUCUCGCUGGAAAUGGCAGAGGAAAACACGCAGUUUUGCGGAAACUGCAAGCAUGACAUACCAGAAGCUAACUUUACCACUCAUGAGAUCCACUGUCGCAGAAAUAUUGCCCUUUGUGAUGUGUGCCAGGAGCCUGUCCCACGGGCAGAUCUGCAGCAGCACAGAGAUCAGGAGCAUGCACAGGUGCAGUGCAAAUGUGGGUUAAAGGUGGAGAAGAGGCUGAUGGAGACUCAUCAGACUUCAGAGUGCCCCCAGCGCAUGAUACCAUGUCAGUACUGCAACCUAGAGUUGGCCUUUGUCCAGGCUGGGGAUCAUGAGGACUACUGUGGCACCCGCACCGAGCCCUGCCCUAUAUGUAAGUGCAACGUGAUGCUGCGGGAGCGUGACAUCCACCCGGCCCUGUGCGGGAGCCUCACCCCUCCCCAGGAGAGGAGCAGCUCCAUCUGGGCAGCAGAGCCCCAGUCUCCGGGUGCCUGGUUCGAGGCCCACUCCAUCCACAAUCUGCUGAGGGCCCAAGAGCGGCUCCACAACAACAACAAUGCUGGCGCAACGGACUGCAGAGCGCCACCGCGGCCUAUAGAGGGCAGACUGCACAACAGCACCCGUGGGACAGUGGGGAUGAGGGGCAGAAGGAACACUGCGCCCAGGAACAACGAAUUUAGCCGCCUGCUGGAGCAGGAAGCAGAGUUAGGGAACAACAACAACAGUCUGCUGUGGCCUCCGGGCCAGUUUCCGAGCGACGACACCUCCAGCCUGGACUACCUGCUGGCCCUCAGUUUGGAUGACAUGGAUGGCCAGGAGGGUGUGUGGACAGACGUUUGGGAUCACCAGUUCGGAAGGACACCUGUCCACAGCAGCCUCCAGGCACCAGCCAACAACAACUACUGUAACAUCGCACCUCCUAGAGGACCCGCAAACCAUAGCCCAUCAGAGAUCAUGCUUCCCUGUGAGUUCUGUGAGGAGCUGUUUCCAGAGGAGGACCUCAUUCUUCACCAGACGGGUUGCAGCCCUGCUUCAGCUAUUGCAUCUUUCAGCAAGCAGCCCACGUCUCUCCCCUAUGAAAGCAGCACAGGCCAGGGUGGUAGUGGUCUGUUGAACAUGCCCGAAUGCCCUCCGAGUCCUCCCACCCUCCCUCGCUCAGUCUCCCCACUCUACUGCAGUCCACCCUCCAGUCCCUUAGAGGGCGACGUGCUCAUUCCAUGCGAGUUCUGUGGCGUCACACUGGAGGAAAGUGUUGUCUUUCACCACCAGGAUAAAUGUGACUUCCGAACACAAACAGCUUAUCCAGUGGAAAAAGUGUCUGCACAGAAGCCUCUGUUUCCACCCAGAGAAGUGGCAAGGAACUCACCUGAACGCCAACGAAGGCUACGGCACCAAGCGGACCCAGAAGAGGACCUACUGGGCCAGGCCUCGCUAGGGUGGUCCAGGACAGGGGCGUCUCCCAGGGAGCCCUGGAAAGCCUCUCCCCACGCUGGCCUGCUCCCCCACGGGAAGAACACCAACUCCGACCUGCAGGGGAAGAACAAGCUCCACCGAGGAGGAGGGGACGGCCACGGCGGCUCGGCUGCAAACUACAGCCCCACGGUCAGCCCCUCAACAGCCCCUGGCCAUCCAUUCAGAGGAAGAUCAGAAGGACGCAGAAGCCAGCGAAACACGGGGGUUGCUAAGGGAUCCAAGAAACAGAAUGUGGAGAAGGAAGAGUCUUGAGGCGUGAGAAAGACAAUUACAUCAUAAUUUGCUCUUUGCACUGACUGCAGGAGGCUAAACUUAAUUUGUGUGUGUGUUUGUCUUAAAGGGAACAACAGUGAUUUUACAAAAUCACACCAUUUUUUGCAUGUUAAGAAAUGUAUGAAUGUUUCAAUAACAUCAAUAACAUAAAUUCGACCACUCUCGAGCCGGAAAGGCAAGUAAACGGGUUGCUAGGGCAUACUGUAUAUCUAGAUCAUAUGCAGGAUAGCCUAUCUUGAAAAUGGUCAGGUGAACUUUAAAUGUUGUUGAGACAUUUUGUUUCUGAAUCUGCAAUUAAUUGUGUCAUUUUUGAAGAUCCUUUGCACUCUCAUUUUGAAGAAUGUAAGACUUAUGUGGCUUCUGACCAAUGUAAUGCUUUUCUUGCACUACAUGUGUGUCUACAUUAUUCCUAAUUUUACAUAAUGUAUAUCUUAUCCUUUUUAUACUUUCUCCUUUUUAAAAGUAAAUUCUUUGUUCAACAAAAAUAUGGAAGGAUAAUUUAAGUUUUAUAUUAUAAACUAUGUGUCUAGAUACAAAAUGUGGUGUUUUCGAUAAUAGCCUAUAUUGGGGUUGAUAUAAGGGUGAGUUGGUCAAUCUGUCUUGACAUCUAUCUGAGACUAUUCAGACCUGUUUGGCAAGUUUGUUGUGCACAUCUUAGAAGAGAAAAAUGUGUAAAGGCUGGUUAUUACAAUGAAAAAGACGUACAACUCUGCCUGUUUACGCUGCCCUCCCAAAGAACAGGGUCCAAAGCAUAUUUGUGAUUUAACCAGAAAUCCUCAUGCAAUACAUCAUGUCCUCUUUUGUGAAAACACUAUAAUCUGAAUAAAGGAUUCUAAUGAACCCA
Molecule: messenger RNA, 2830 nt
Organism: Alosa alosa (allis shad)
Lineage: Eukaryota; Metazoa; Chordata; Actinopteri; Clupeiformes; Clupeidae
Gene: trafd1
Product: TRAF-type zinc finger domain containing 1
Exons: 12
Coding region: 271-1965 (564 amino acids)
Molecular function (GO): zinc ion binding
Source: RefSeq, a predicted model, not a curated record